This is a messenger RNA of Sparassis crispa, 708 nucleotides long. RefSeq lists its product as hypothetical. Bases 1 to 708 code for a protein of 235 amino acids. NCBI's taxonomy places the organism in Eukaryota, Fungi, Basidiomycota, Agaricomycetes, Polyporales, Sparassidaceae. The record is from RefSeq and is a predicted model, not a curated record. The transcript has 4 exons.
AUGUCGAACUUGGAGUCGGAUAGAGGUGCUCACGUUGUGGUCAAGAUAUUUCAGGAGAGCGCCUUUCGUCGUCCAGAAUACUUUGACAAGGAUGAUAUCGAAUCAGGAUAUUGGCGCACCGGAGCAAAGCAGGCGAGAGCGGAAGCAUUGGCAUAUGUGUACAUGAGGUCACUCCAAGAUGUCAAGCUCCCACAUGGUGAGCUCACCCACGCCCAUGUCAUGGAAUUCGUCGACGGGAAGCCUGGGCGGCUUACCCGCCUCCGAAAUUGCACCAACCAGGAUCUCUGGACAGUAAUGGACGUGAUGGCAUCCUGCCUGUAUGCCGUCGUCAAAUGCGGCGUUGUGCAGAAGGACGUCACCUGCGAGAACAUGAUCAUCCGGCCAGGCGCCGCUCAGCCUGUCGUGUUCGUCGAUUUCGCCGCCAUGCAGUCGCUACGGUCACCAAGCGUGGGCCCAGUGCGGGAGCCCGAGCUGAUCGAGUGGGACGUCUCCAACGACGUCGCAUCCUUAGUCCGUGCUUUUCGUAAGAUGGCGGUGCAGAUGUCCGACAUCGCAGCGUGGCUGGAGGAUCGCGCGCACCGGGGCGCGCCCUGGACGCGGCUGUUCGCGUUCCUCACCGAGAAGAUGCCCAGGUGGUAUGACCUGUUCGCCAUCGAGACGGACGAAUUCAUUGCGCUCAACCCGGAGGUGGAGCAGGAGGCGCGGUGA